Frankliniella occidentalis (western flower thrips) is the source of this 2305-nucleotide messenger RNA. Its product is annotated as endonuclease 8-like 3. Gene Ontology annotation, molecular function: damaged DNA binding; DNA N-glycosylase activity; DNA-(apurinic or apyrimidinic site) endonuclease activity. The transcript is spliced from 9 exons. NCBI's taxonomy places the organism in Eukaryota, Metazoa, Arthropoda, Insecta, Thysanoptera, Thripidae. The record is from RefSeq and is a predicted model, not a curated record. Gene Ontology annotation, biological process: base-excision repair. Gene Ontology annotation, cellular component: nucleus. Bases 54 to 1562 code for a protein of 502 amino acids.
AAGGCAACAAAAACACGCAAGACAGCUAGCAUUUCCUACGUAAAUUUCCAACCAUGGUUGAAGGACCGGGCUGCAAAGUUAAGGGGGAACUUAUGAAGAAAAGAAUAAAAGGCAAGACUAUUGUCAAUACAGUAGCUGAGAAGAAAGGGGUUGCCAAAGAUAUCAGCACACGUUUUGUUCAACUGCAUGGAUUACAAGUUUCUGACAUUCGAACGUUGGGCAAGGAACUAUUUAUUUUCAUGGCACAGAGUCCUUUUUGCAUUCGCAUACACUUUCUUAUGGAUGGAUCUGUAAGAUAUGGAGAUAGCAAAGAUAAGAACGCUCAAACUUCUGAACCUUGUCUUACAAUCUUUUUUAAUGACACAAAACUUUUUGUCUUUAAAAGCUCAAUUGAUGUAAGAUUGGCUGAUGAAAGUUCACAGCAUUGCGAUGAACUUGCAGAUCUUGAUAUUAAUGCAUCUAGCUUCAACUUCAAAAGGGCACAAAAAGAGAUUGAGAAACAGCAGUCGGAGCUGAUAUGUGAUGUUAUCAUGGAUCAAAUGGUGCUUCCUGGUGUCGGCAACAUAAUAAAAAAUGAGGGAUUGUUCAAGAGUGGUAUCAAUCCAAUUUCACAAGUAAAGGACCUUUCAUCAAGUCUUAUUGGUUGCCUCAUUCACCGUCUCAGAGAUUUUUCAGCUGUAUUUUACACGUGCCGUAAAACGAACAAGCCACUGAAACCCCAUAUGUGCAUUUAUGAGAAAACUAAAUGUCCUCAAUGUGAUAGCCAAGUGACUGUGUGUAAGCCAGGAAAUUUAAAGAGACUUACAUUUUUCUGCAGUAAAUGUCAAGUUAAUUCAAGCUUAAAUCUUCCUAAGAAAAAUUCCUUGCUGGGGUUUUUGCAAUUAUCCGAUGUGUCUACUGUCCAAAAAACUUGGGAGUGUCCACGUUGUACUUAUCUCAAUGAUUCUGCAUCGCCGACUUGCAUCAUGUGUUUGUGUCAGAAACCUUAUAACAGCGACAGGGAGCAUAACUUUUCAAGUGAAGAGCUUCAACCUCAAACCUUGGUUAAAAGAGACGAAGAACUCAAGAUAGAAAAAAGUAGGGAGUGUCCUCAUUGUACAUUUCUUAAUGAUUCUACAUCUGCGACAUGCAUUAUUUGUUCUGGUCAGAUGCCUGAUAUCAGGAAACGGAAGUUAUCAAAUGAAGAUUCACAGCCUCAAAUCUUGGCUAAGAAGGAGAAAAAAGAAAUCAAGAUACAGGAAAAAGCAGUGGAUGUUGCUAGAAAGAGAGUAGAAAAUGGUGACAGGAAAAUACCUCUAUGCCCCGGACAUGGCAAGAAUUGUUCUGUCAGGUCAGUGAAACGACCCGGAGAAAACUUGGGCCGCCUGUUUUAUACUUGUAGUUUAGGAGGUAACAAACAAUGUAAAUAUUUCCAGUGGGCUGACCUUCAUCAUCCCUUAUGCAAACACGAAAAACGAUCAAUUUUGCGCAGAGUGUUGAAACAGAAUGAAAACAAUGGUAGGGAAUUUUAUUGCUGUCCACUUCCCAAGAAAGACCAGUGUGACCUGUUUCAAUGGGCAUAGUGCACGCAAAAGCCAGAAGAUAUGAGUAAGGAGGUAGUAGAAAAAGAGGUAAAAUAGUUUUCUAGUCAGUAUAUGUAUACCAGUAAGAAAAGGAAUAAUCCAUUUGUUGAGAUAACAUUUAAUUAUAUUACCUUAACCACUUAUACAUUAAUUUCAUCAUAGGGAGUAGUUUUUGACUUCACAGGGACCUGGAGAAUAUCAUUGUUAGAUUUUUGAAACCUUCACUGAAACAGCUGCUAAGUUUAUGGACAUACCACAUAGUACAUACUUGUUCUAGAUUUCAAAUAAAUUGCAUAGGUAAAGAAAAUGUCUCAAAUCAAGUUUUCUCUUCAAUCUCUUCAGGAAAAUUUGGCCGAGGCGGUGCAGAUUUGCACUUGUCCCUUGUCCAUAGAAACUAAAAGAUAUUCAUAGAGAACAAUUUCUUAAAAACUCAAGUAUCACAUAACUGACAAAAAGCAUAUUUCACUAUGCUUUGUUAAUUUACAGAGAAAAUUAAAAUAAAUUAACUACAUAUCAUUUCAGAGCAGUGUUAAGGUACAAAAUAUGAUAGGAAGAAUUUGUAGAACCAGCUCUUCCGUAGUACUUUUUCAAUCCUUUCUUCUUGUUUUUUUUAUUAAUUUUUUUAAGAGAAAAGUCAACAUUCAAAGAAGAACUUGAAAAUCUAUUUGUACACCUCCUGUUAUUCUGUUGAUGAACCUGGUAGCUUAUUUCCCUUCCAUGUGUAAUACAUUUCAAUUGGCUUA